AUGCUGUCUAAAUACGGAUAUCUUCGCUGUCAUGUGGCAAGAAAGCGAAGAGAGGCAUCGAACAGGGACCACCGAAUCUUGCCACAUUCCAGUACGUUUCCAUCAGUCCUCACCAACGUCGAAGAAGGAGGUGGUCGCGUCUGCGAUGAAAACGAAGUUCAAAGAGCAAUCAGAAAUUAUCAAAGAACUUACAACUUGCCAGAAACGGGAGAGCUGGACGAGGAGACUAAAUCUUUAAUGAGUACAUCUAGAUGUGGAAACAAAGACAGUGAAAAAGAUCACAUUAAAGUUAAAAAUGCUAAAAAAGAAGAGAUUGACUUGGAAGAGGAAUUGUUGCUUACCACAAAUCGUACAUCAAUGCAGAAAGCUAGCAGUGUCGAUUUAUCAGUUGAUAAUGAAAACAAAAAUUUACAAGCAAAAGAUCAUAAAUUGUGGAAAAGAUCAGCGCGGUCUGAAAAUAGUAUGCUGUAUAGAGUUCUGGCUGGGCAAAAACCUAGCACACGGUCCCAAAAGUAUCUUCAAAGACAUCUAGAAGAUUAUGUUAAAAGAAUUCGCUCUGAAGCUAAAGGCAAUAAAAGACUCCUUCAUCGCUACACCCCAAAGGAAAGAAGAAAGCGUUCGAUCCACUUCCAAGGCGAUCGAGGAGUUCUUUUCAACAAAGAAAUUAUCCGUUGGCGACUGUUGACAACAGGCUACAGCACAAGAAUUCCAGUGGAAGACCAGAGGGCAACAAUUGAUCUGGCCUUCCGAAUGUGGAGUGAGGUAAUUCCAUUACAGUUUGUCGAGGACACGACCAGUCAUAUCAACGAUGUGGAUAUCGAGGUUGCUUUUGGCAGAGGAUCUCACCAGAACUGUGAACAUAACUUUGAUGGCCCUGGAGGUGAGAUCGCUCACUCAUGGAACGCUGGCAACAUGCAUUUCGAUGACGAAGAAAACUUCAAAUCGAUCCACUCCUACAGCACUGACGGUAUCUAUCUGUUGCGAGUGGCUGUGCAUGAGAUUGGGCAUGUUCUGGGGUUGAGUCACACCAACAAGUCGUACUCCAUCAUGUACGCCAUCUACCACGGCGCCGGCCAGUCGCCGGAGUUUGAGCUCAGCUGGGAUGACAGACACGACAUUCAGAAUAUUUAUGGCGUGUGUAAGGGAUCGUUUAACACCGUCUUUGACUGGGUACGUCGACAGCCAGACAAUAAAUUUAUUUACAAUACUUACUUCUUCCGGGAUAACCACUACUGGAUGUACGAGAACCAUGCCAACAGAACCCGCUACGGCGACCCACUUUACAUUGCUCGAGAGUGGGAAGGCGUGCCUGACAACGUGGAUGGUUAUGUUCACAUCUGGCUCGUUGAUGGCGGCGCAGUUAUUGACAAUGUGUUCUUCUUUAAAGGAGAGCAUUACUACAUGUAUGAUAGCCAGAAUGACCGUGUUGUAGAUGGAUGGCCAAAACGGAUUAAAGAUGAUUUUGGCCCCAAGUCCGGGACAACUGACAGCAUCCCAUCAAAUAUCGACAGUGUAUUCUUCGAUACACGGGAUAAAAAUGUGUACUUUUUCAAAAAUGAUGAU
Molecule: messenger RNA, 1563 nt
Organism: Candidula unifasciata
Lineage: Eukaryota; Metazoa; Mollusca; Gastropoda; Stylommatophora; Geomitridae
Source: the annotation of a GenBank genome assembly